CAAGAAAUGUAGAUGGAUUUCCAGCCUCCAGAAUUACAAAAUGUCGCAAGAUAAGAGGCGCUGGCUUUCUGUAAAAAGUCGGCAAGGUAGGUGCUUGCAUUGUCUUUGGGUUUCUUUUGCAACUCUCAUUCCGGUUCGUUCAGUCUCUACUAGCAAGGCCUACCUUCCAGUCCUAGCCGUCGACAUCCACCUGUCAUCUCCCGAGACACUACUCUCCCUACCAAUUUACAAAUCUUGGGGCAGUUCCACAAGAUGCAUUUCAGAAACCUUCCAGUUUCAUUGCUUUUGGCUUUGCUAGAUUUUGGCACACUCUGCCCUGGGUUGCCCCUCAACUCGCAGCCUCAAGAUCAAGGCCAAGGUCAGGCUUUGGGGCCUAGGGACCCUAAAGUCACAUACACGGUGGUUCCCAUCGACGGUUCACUCCCGACUCCAAGCCCCGGAUCCGGCAAUGGGAACUCCCCUGGCCGUCCUGGCCCGGGAGACGGAAACCAGGCCCCGCCCGGUGUUACCGUGACGGUUGAAAAGACAAUGCCUCCCACGACCGUGACGAGCAUUGUUCCUGCAAACACAGUAGUGGUCACUCAUACCAUCGUUUCUCUCUCUACUGUCACCGUCACGGAGAGUGUGGUCGAGGUGUCUACCACUACACAAGUCGCGGCAAGCUCAACCGCCGCCAGCUCGUCUCAGACUACGAGUGCAAGCCCAGACCCGACUUCGACCUCGGCUGAUAAAAGCAGUUCCACAACGACGGCCACUGCCGAGUCCUCUCCUGCAACAACUGACAGCGCGCCUUCGUCGACAAGGCAACCCGAUGAUGGUCAGUGGUGGUCGCAAAAGUACCCGAGCUGGAAUGCAACCAAUACAGCCCGGUAAACAUGACCGAGCCAAACUACAUUUCAAAUCUUGACAAGGACAAAAAAACAAUUAACAGCACGCCCUUUUACUACAUUCUCGAUUCACCCUGGAGGCGCUUCAUUCUAUUACAUACUUAAUCCUAAUAUAACAGUACCGACAUCGGUUUGCUGUUUCAUGCUGUAUGAUUUACGUGUUACGGCUAGAGAAAAGAAGAGAUAUUCUUCAAUGGCGAGCAGCCCGGUCUUUGUUCAGUUUCUCUUCAAGAUUUGAGGUACGAGAAACAACUGGCUCAAUUUUUUUUCGUUAUAACAUUAGUCUCAUUCAAAACACGUGCACAUACCUAAACAAUGAUCUCUUGCGAGAUUUCUCUUCUUCUUUCAUUUUUUACCUGCCACAACUCAUUUUCUAUGCCUUGCAACGUUGGUUUGGCGAUAUG
This is a messenger RNA of Pyricularia oryzae 70-15, 1291 nucleotides long. RefSeq lists its product as uncharacterized. Bases 253 to 873 code for a protein of 206 amino acids. The transcript has a single exon. The record is from RefSeq and is a predicted model, not a curated record. Lineage: Eukaryota; Fungi; Ascomycota; Sordariomycetes; Magnaporthales; Pyriculariaceae.